Myxocyprinus asiaticus (Chinese sucker) is the source of this 6294-nucleotide messenger RNA. RefSeq names its product muscleblind-like protein 2a. The record is from RefSeq and is a predicted model, not a curated record. The transcript has 10 exons. NCBI's taxonomy places the organism in Eukaryota, Metazoa, Chordata, Actinopteri, Cypriniformes, Catostomidae. Gene Ontology annotation, molecular function: metal ion binding. Bases 809 to 1957 code for a protein of 382 amino acids.
AGAGCAGCUUGUUGCACGACCAGCUUCUUGGUAAACUAACUUGAGUCCGACGUUAAAAUCUCAACCAGUUGCCUGACAAACCGCGUUUUGCGUGGACCGACGCGCAUGUUCGCUACGGUGAAAGAUCAAGCUGUAAUUGCCUUGACUUAACGAGUCCUUUACGGCAGUUUUCAUCGAGCUCUAGUGUUGUCUGCGUGAUUUGUGGCAAAGAAACAGCAGCAGCGGGUCAUGGUGACCAGAUUCUCGGACAGAAGAUAGUGCCUUCUCUGAUGAGGUUCCUACUUGAAGCUGCUUACCACUCACAUUCUACACUGUAAACAACACUAGCUUAGCCUCCAAUGCGUCUGGCCCUACGUAUUUUUCACGCGACGACUGAGUGCGACAGACUACAGUGAUAACAUCUCUGACUUGCCAAAGCACAAGGAAACCGACAGUCUUCGUCCAUUCACAAACCGUUCAUAGAUAUUGUUCCAAGCAGAGCCAUUGCAUUCAAGUGGCAUAAAGGACAUUUUGAAGACAAAUCCAUCAGUUUUACGGAUGUCCUCGAGCAUGGUUGCGCUAGUGUUGUGCACAUGGGACUACAUGACUGAUGAAUAACUUGGCAGAGAUUGACAGCUUCACUGUUAGCGGCCAUCUCCCGUGCUACAGCCAAAGGGGGUUUGAAUGUGACAGCUCUAUUUAAAGGUCCCUGCAAACUAAAACAACACUCAACUUCAUUCUGACAGUCUGUAGAUUAUUUCAGCCCAAAUCAAAACUAUCCCCAACACCUUAUAGUGAAGCAGCCUACACGUUUCAGCACAGCUUUGCUAUGGCUUUAAACAUCGCUUCGAUGCGAGACACAAAAUGGCUCACUCUCGAGGUGUGCCGACAGUUUCAGAGGGGGACGUGCUCACGUAGCGAUGAAGAAUGCAAAUUCGCGCACCCACCCAAGAGCUGCCAGGUGGAGAAUGGAAGGGUGAUCGCCUGCUUUGACUCGCUGAAGGGUCGGUGUUCAAGAGAGAACUGUAAGUACCUUCAUCCACCAGCACAUCUGAAGACACAGCUGGAAAUCAACGGACGCAACAACCUGAUCCAGCAGAAGACCGCAGCAGCGAUGUUGGCACAACAGAUGCAGUUCAUGAUCCCUGGCACCACCAUGCAACCAGUGCCUACAUUUUCCGUCAGUCAAGGUCUGGGCUCGAACCCUGGUCUGAGUUACGCGCCGUAUCUGACUCCCAUGAGUCACAGCAUGGGUCUGGUCCCCACAGAGAUGCUCCCCAGCACCCCCGUCAUCAUGCCCAGCAGCCCGCCAGUCAGCAUGCAGAGCUCCUCCUCCACACAGAAACUACUGCGCACAGACAAGCUCGAGGUGUGUCGCGAGUUUCAGCGGGGUAACUGCGCACGCGGCGAGACUGACUGCCGCUUUGCCCACCCUAGUGACAGUCCCAUGAUCGACACGAGCGACAACACGGUUACCGUGUGCAUGGACUACAUCAAGAGCCGCUGCUCGCGUGAGAAGUGCAAGUACUUCCACCCUCCCGCGCACCUGCAGGCGAAGAUCAAAGCGGCGCAGCAUCAGGCCAAUCAGACGGCCGUCGCAGCGCAAGCAGCCGCUGCAGCCAUGACUCAGUCGACUGCCAAAGCAAUGAAGCGACCCCUCGAGGCAACUGUAGAUAUGGCGUUUCCACACGGAGUCCUGCAGCCUCUACCAAAGAGACCAGCACUAGAGAAGAGUAAUGGAGCCAGUACGCUCUUCAAUCCCAGCGUCUUCAAUUACCAGCAGGCUCUGGCCAACGCACAGCUACAGCAGCACACUGCCUUCUUUCCAACAGGGUCAGUUCUUUGCAUGGCACCUGCUAGCAGCAUUGUACCCAUGAUGUACAGUGCUACGCCUGCUACUGUCUCUGCAGCAACAACUCCUGCCACAAGUGUCCCCUACGCAACAACAGCACCAGCCAAUCAGAUCAUCUUGAAGUAAACCACCGAAGAGGAACUGGAUGCCAGGAAGCUGCUUUGAGAAACCCAAAAAGAUCCCAGUGUAAAUACAACCUGCCCUCCCCUAUAGAACUGGAGCAACCUGCAUGCUAAAGAGUAUACAACAACCAAUCAACUACAGUACACGUGGAGUGAUGGUGUGCUACUAUAUACACACAAACACACAAUAUAUGCUCGGAAAUGUAACUUGUAAAUGACACAACUGGUUUCUGAGUAGAUUACAAGCAAAAGUUAUAGAAAACGAGAUGAAAAAAAAAAAAUAUAUAUAUAUAUAUAUAUAUAUAUAUAUAUAUAUAUAUAUAUAUAUAUAUAUAUAUAUAUAUAUAUAUAUAUAUAGACACUAUAUAUAUAUGUUAAUGUAAAGCACGUUUCAUAGAGGCAUAAGUGAGAAUUUAUUCGAAUGAUUGGUCACUUGUCAGAUAAUGUGUAUUUUUCUCCCAUAUUUGUUUUUGAUUGAAAGCAAAUGCACAAUGUACACCCUAAGCGGGAAAAAGACAAAAUAAGAAAACACACAUUUUGUUUGCACUAUUAGAAAAUAGUGCUUGAUACGAAGUGCUUGAUUGUCUUGAAAUUGGAGGAAUUUUUCUGCAAUGUAUGUCUUAAAUAUCCCCACGCGUUCAAGGCGCGGGAAAGAAGGGAUUGCUUUCGUUUGAAAACAACAAAACAAAAAACGAAUGUCACAGGGCAGACAACAUCAUGUCUGCAGAUUGAUUGAUUGAUUGAUUGAUUGGAUUGAUUGUCUACUGGUCCAAAUGCGCUCCCUCGAAACCUUUCUGGAUUUCACCUGAUCAAUGUUUUGUCUUCGGAACGGCUUACCGAGCGAAAACGACAGUGACUCUUCAUUCCCAAUGGCCAAAGAAAGGUUUACAACAAAGACAAAGUGCAAAACAUCAAACAAACUUCAGUGUCAGAAGUGUGAAUGUGGCAAACCAAGUGCCAUCUGUCUGCGAAGGACUGUGUUUUACCAAUCCCUUUCGGUGAUUUUAUUUUUUAGUUAUCUUCUUUUUUUAAGUGGACGUUGAAUGAUUUCGAUGCGUCCAUCUGGAAGUCGACUGUGGCUUCUGUUCCGUGCCAAGGGCUUAAACUAAACUGGAGAGCUGCUGUAAACAAACUCGUACACACUCAUACACAUGCACGGACUAGCCUCACGUGCACGAGUCAGAAACGGGACAGACGAACGGACUUCUCGAACCUGUCUGUUGCCUGUUCAUUGACCCAUUCUCAAGCAUUGGUUUGGGAUAUGAAGAGGAGGAGGGGGCGCACAAAAUGCGACGUUGCAGUAGACGAUCUUCAACUCGACGCGUUCUGAAUGGAGGGCUAACUGUGACGGCAGUGCGCUCUCACCGAUAAUCCUGUUUUAUUUGAUAAACAGUAGAAGUGCCUAAAAUAUAUAUUUUACACAGCAAGCAUCUUGAAAAGGUGACUUUAUGUGGGGUGGGUGUUAUAAAAAUACUCUUUGAAGAAGAAAGCAAAGCCCCAAAAAAUAUCUUGGCCAAUUUGAAAAGAAAACAAACAAAAAACGUAAACGCAUUUCAUGCGCGUCAUGGUCUGUUUCAUUUUCUGGUAUCAAAAUAUUGAAUCGUUUUCACACCAGUGGAUCAAGAUGGUGUAGGUGGAACGUUCAUUUUGUUGUACUAUGUUAUAGAGGUAGACCGAUAUAUCGGUUUUACUGAUUAAUUGGCGUCGAUAGUUGCUUUUUGGAACUAUCGGUUAUCUGCAAAAUCUAUGUCGAUAGUUGCCAAUAGUUGCUGUCAUUUCGUCAUUUAAAAAUAAGAGUCCCCGGUGUGUUUCAUUCUUGUUUAUACUUAAAAGUCCUUAAUUAUGCGUCAAAUAAUUUUUUUCUUAUUAUUAGGAUUUUUGUUGGGAAAAAAAUUGCUUCUGGGAUUAUAUUCAUUUUGGACUCUUUGUCUUUGCCUGUCAUACUAAAAAAAAAAAAUUACAUUCUAUAAAUCAAUUUUAAAAACUAUUAAUCAGUUAUCGGCCUUUCCCACCACAUUUGUUAUUGGUAUUGGCAAAAUCCACUAUCGGCCGACCUCUACUAUGUUAGCUUUUACCAUGGUUAUUUGAAGUAGUUUACAUUGGAAAUGUAAUUGAGGAAAGGACUUUUUGUCGGGACAAGCUAAAUCUCUGUAACGCUUUGAGUUUGGCAAAUGAUUGUCAUUGUGAAUGUUACUUAACGAACCUACUUUAAUUUAUAUUGAUUAGUCUGGACUGUCCAUUAACAACUACUUUUGUCAUUUUAACUUGGAUGGUGUAUUUUUUCUGGAAUCGCAUCUAUGUUAAUAAAUCACACACCGCUUUCUUAUCCUCACUCAUUUUUGAUGGAUGAGUGUAGCGAAGCGUGUUUGUGCAUGCUUGAUUGAUUGCGCUGGUGUGAACGUGCAUGCCCGUGUGCAUGUACGAGUGUGUUACCGAUUAAGUCAGGACCAUCAUGUAUUUACAUGGUACUCGGUUAACAGACAAUCCACAAAGAGACAAUUGGUUUCGCAGAAAUACGGCACUGGUCAAAGCAUUUUUUUAAUUUUUUAUUGUUAAUUAACGUCUCCAUUGUUUUCUUCUAGGUUUUUGUUUUUUCGCAAAAGUUACAGUUUUAAUGUAAUUUUUGAAGUGCAAAGUGUUUUAAAUAUAUUUUAUUGUCAUUCAUUUAUUUUCUUUUAUUGUUUUGUUAAAUACUAGUCACAGAACAAUGGUGUAACCUAUUUUAAAAAUGAAUGUAAUUUAUUAAGCCGAGCUUAAGCUACGUGCGGUCCUUAAAUACCAUAAAGUCGGCCAAUCAGAAAGAGCCGUUUCAACAGGACGUUGCAUUGUCGCAUAAGCGAGGCUAUAGAUUUGCUUGUGUUAUGUAAAAACGUUUAUUGUAUAGGUAAUGUUUUACCAAAAAAAAAACAAAAAAAAAAUAAACUUUUUGAAAAUAGAAAAAAAAAUAAAAUAAAAUCUCUGUAGAAUGAUAGUUAUUUCAUAAUAUUAAGUUGUUGCUGUGGCAGCCAAAAGUUGCAAAUACUAAAUUUUGGUAUUUUUGUAAAUGAUGUAAUUGUUAAGUUGAUCUACUUUCAUCCCCCUAAAUAGAUUGUAAAGCAGAUAUCGGAAUAUUUCCUAUUUUAUGUUGAGACCAAGGACUUUUCAGUAACAUGUAACGGCCUCUUUAUUGCUGUAACAUUUAAGAUAUAGUAAUAAUUACUCACCAGUAAAACAAAAUAGUGUGAUGUAACUUAAAAAAAAACAGUUUGCCUAUAUUAUUAUAGUGUUCAAUUAACCCAAGCCCCCUCGCCAUUUUAGAUUGGCAUAAAUUAUCUCAAGUACAUUAUUUAUAAAAAGUUGUCUUGGUUUGUUCAACAACUUAAACAAGUUAACGAUUGCACUUUUUAUUUAAUGUGACUGUAGGAUGUUCAUUUUAAACGAUGCACAAUGAAUAUGGUAUGUUUAACAACAACUCAAUAACGGUUCUUUUAUCGUUUUAGUUAAACCAGAGAACAAAAUAUUCAGUAAGCAUCUCGCAUGGUAUUUUAUGUCAAAUUAAGAAGUUAUUUUCCAUUUAAUCUAAGAAAAUAAAAAAAUAAAAAUAUAUUGAAUGUUUCUAUCUACACUAUAGAAAAAAAUCUGCACAUGUGAUGAAAGUAGCGUUUGUCCUUAAUGUGGGAUUUCGUACACCCCAAAAGAAUCGAAUUGUACAGAAAUGCAGGAGAAAAUCGUUGACUGAUGGUGACAAAGCACUUUCUAAUCAGAUUGUAUACUGAGCAGACAGCGUAUCCAAACACUUUGCCUUACCUUUAGUCCAUUGUUAUUAAGCUUUUAUGUUUCAGAGCUCUUAAUAUGUACUAGAGUGUCAACAGGUCUACUGAAUUUACUUCUCACAUCCAUUUAUAUUCGAAUAUGCUAUACCUGUAACUAAGAAAUGUAAGAGUUUUAUUAUUAUUUUGAAGCAUUUUCACGGAGAGGCCAAAAAGGUUUGAUGGUGUUGAAUGCUUUUCAACGCUCUUUACUGGUUGAGAUGCGACACCGUGGCUCUUUGAUGCCAUACCGAAGCGUUCUCAAGACAUUGUGGAUAUUUACGCUGUGCUGCUAUAGACUCCCAUCAGUAAUGCAGUAGCCCAUCGACAUAUAUACACACUGACACACAUUCACAGAGAUAAUAUGACAAGAAGAUUAUAAACCAAGCCAUCUUUGGAUAAUAUUAGUUUUCAUGUAACCAUUUUAAAUGUUUUAUUUGUGCAUAUAUAUAUUAUGUGCUAUUUUAUGUCAUAUAGUCAAUGUUUUUGGUUCCAGAAAAAUAGUGUAAAAUCUAUUGAGACAAACAAAUAAAUAAUAAUAAUAAAAAAAGGA